GCAGUUUGUGAAACAGUGCAUAUAAGAGUGCAGUUUGUGAACACCAAAGCAAAGUUAAGAGGGUCUAGGCUCUUCUGCAUCCAGCACACACACACAAACACGCACUCUGUUUACGUUACACGCCCCCACCCCCUGCUGCAUUUACAGCUUGGAGACUGGUGAGUGCACACUAACAACGAGUUUAUAAAGUUAGUAGAGCUUAAUUAGACACAAGGUAAAUAUUUAACAAAUCUUCAAAAACCGUUUUAAAUAAAAACAUCAACAAUUUCAGGAUUUAAACAUCACACCAAUAGUAGGCUAUGCUAGGCUAAAGUGUGCAAUAAGAAAUUAAAAACAAGCAUACGGUCUUUUUCGCAACCGAGUAGGUUAGGCUAAUCUUCAACAACACUGUUGCAUAUAACCGAAGUGACCGUCUCUAUCAGACAUUACAGGAACGUCUUUGUAGUUACUGUCAUGCUUGGGUAACCUGCGUGAAGUCAUAUGCAGCCAUAUUUAUGGCAACUCAAGCUCGCACGCGCGUCCUCGUGCCGCGCUGUGUUCCGCGUGAGAGAGUGUGUUCCGUAAACGCACCAUUCUGAACCCCACACUCUUUCUCGUCUGUCAGUCUGUUUUUUCUUUAUCUCACACACUCUGUCUGCCUCCUCAUCGUCUAUGUCCAGCCUCAUGUUCACACCACUUCCAAUCCGGAGCUGAUACCCUGUCUAGCCGACACUGAGAGCCGCUGCCCCGGGCGGACUUCACAGAGCUGUGCCAGGAUGCGGUGCCACAAGUUUUGGGGACCUUGUUCGGUUGGAUUUUAUAUUUGUGCGGUCAUGCUUUUCAAAGGAUCCCUGCAGGGAGAACACCAGCGGAGGCUGUACAAGGAGCUGCUGGCUAACUACAACCGACUGGAGAGGCCUGUGGUCAAUGACUCAGCUGCCAUCCUGGUGGAGCUGGGCCUCACACUGCUGCAGAUCAUAGAUGUGGAUGAAAAGAACCAAGUGCUGAUGACCAACGCCUGGCUGCAGCUGUACUGGACAGACAUUUACCUGAGCUGGAAUCCAGAAAAAUACCCUGGUGUCCAGAACCUGCGAUUCCCUUCUGACCAGAUCUGGACCCCUGACAUACUCCUUUACAACAGUGCGGACGAGCGGUUUGACGCCACUUUCCACACCAACGUACUGGUGAAUGCUUCGGGUUACUGCCAGUACAUCCCCCCUGGCAUCUUGAAGAGCACCUGCUACAUUGACGUGCGUUGGUUCCCCUUCGACGUGCAAAAGUGUGACUUGAAGUUUGGCUCCUGGACGCACAACGGCUGGCUGCUUGACCUCCAGAUGCUGGAUGUGGACACAUCCACCUACAUACCCAACGGGGAGUGGGACCUAGUGGGUGUGCCAGCCAAGCGCAAUGAGCUGUACUAUGAGUGCUGUAAGGAACCCUACCCUGAUGUGACAUUCACAGUUACAAUGCGCCGCAGGACGCUAUAUUACGGCCUCAAUUUGCUCAUCCCCUGUGUGCUGAUCUCUGGCUUGGCCCUGCUGGUCUUCUUGCUACCUGCAGACUCUGGAGAAAAGAUUUCUCUGGGCAUCACUGUGCUCCUUUCGCUAACUGUCUUCAUGCUUCUGGUAGCAGAGAUCAUGCCUGCCACGUCCGACUCUGUUCCUCUCAUCGCCCAGUACUUUGCCAGCACCAUGAUGAUUGUAGGAAUGUCUGUUGUGGUGACAGUUAUAGUCCUGCAGUUUCACCAUCAUGACCCUCAAGGAGGCAAGAUGCCCAAGUGGGUUCGGGUGGUUCUCUUGAACUGGUGUGCCUGGUUUCUCCGUAUGAAACAACCUGGCGAGGAACACAAGCGGACUGGUCACAAGUACCGUCACACCUCCCAGCACCACUCCAGCACCAGCUCCAUAGAGAUGGGCGCUGUUCCAAGCCUCAGUGUGCCCCUCUCACAGACAUCCUGCCCACCUUGCCCUACAGGCACCUCUAAUGGUUCCAUGAGCCUCUACUUCGGCAACUACCACCCCAUAGAGAGCCCACACUGUCCGACUUCUAGCGACUCCGGGGUUGCACUAGGGGGACGUGGCCACGGCUCCCUCAGUGAUGAAGCUGAACCACCUGGAGGUGUUGGCAGUGGUGUCGGAGGCCUGGGGAUGGGAGGUGGAGUUGGGAUGGGAGUCAGCAUCCCUCCGCCAGAGAUCCAGCGCAUUUUGGAGGAGGUGUCGUACAUAGCCCAGCGUUUCCGGGACCAGGACGAGGCUGAGGCCAUCUGCAGUGAGUGGAAAUUUGCAGCAGCAGUGGUGGACAGGUUGUGCCUGGUGGCCUUCUCUCUCUUCUCCAUCAUUUGCACCUUCACCAUCCUCAUGUCAGCGCCCAACUUCAUAGAGGCUGUUUCCAAGGACUUCACAUAGCUGGUUGCAGCAGCAGAAAAGAAGGGUAGAGAUUAGGGAUAAAGAAGAGAUUAAGAAAGUGGAGGGCGGCAGCAAUGAAGGGUGUAGUAUGUGGUCCCAACCUAUAGUCAAGACACCCCAUUGGAAAGGAGGUGGAUCACGCAGAGUUUUAUGAGACAAAUUAGAAUAUCUCCAGGAAGUAAAUAGAGCCUUGCAGCUCCUCCAAGCUGCUUAAUCAUGUAAUCAAGUUAACCAGUCAAUAAUAUAUUUAUGAUUGAUGAACAAGUAAUUACAAAGACACAUCAUUAUGUUACAUUAGCACAUUCCAAGUUAAACAUUAAUUUGUUGUUUUAAUCUGUUGUGAUGUCAGAGACAAAUUGUCCAUUAUCUAGAAGAAGAAAAUGGUUUGGGCAGUCAGACUGGGUAGACUACAGGCAAAAGGUUUGGAAUCAGUGGGCCGGUAGAGGAGAGCACUAUAUAGAUUUUCUUUUGUACAUUAAGUAAGAUAUCAAUAAGGGGAAGAUAAUAUAGCAGCUAAUGGUCUUUGCCCUAAAAACUGUGUAAAUAUCAUUCUUUUAUCUGCACUAUUCAUUUGAGAACCAGCUUCAUUUCACAUACAGCACCGCACUCCACCUCACUGCCUCUUCUCUAGUUCAGUUCAAUCACUACAAUUGUUGUUGUCCAGUACAAAUCCACACACACAUGGGUGGAGCUCACACACCAACUGUUCAAGUACUCAACUCUUCAUAUGGAAGACACAGACCUUUUCGAAUGAUGUACCAUCCCCGUAAUGAUGUAAACUAAAACAGUUUAGUUUAAGUCACUAACAUGAGAUGUUUCACUGUGAAUUUUUGUGAAUUUUUUGCUUUUAAUAUUAGAUCAGCAGAGUAUUAGACACAACAUGACUGAUUUGACACAAGUCAGGAGGCAUUUUAUGUAUUUAUCAGAGUAAGAAUGUUUAUUUAGUGAUCAUUUUUCACUUUUUCUUGCCAGUUUAAUUUAAGCCAGUAGAAUAUGUAAUGUAAUAACAAUUUGGGACAGUGUAAUAAUGAAACAUCCAGUAUAUUCUAUGAAAAAGCAUUUUGUUGACUGGUGUUUACUGGUGUUGACCAGUAACACCAAAUGCACAGGUGUCUUUCCAAAGUACAGUCAAAUACUCUAUGUUGAACUGUACAGUACAUCUUUUAACCAAGUGGUCUGACACUACACAUACAAGAUAUUCAUUUAACUGUAGGAAACGGGUCAAGAAGUUGCCACUAUUUUUGAAAACUGUUGUAAAAAAAACCCACAUGUGUACUUGUUGGACUUCACUGUACAUAAGUUGUCACCAAAGAUGAAGGGCGAUGUGACUUUUGAACCUCUUACACCACAGACAAAGGCUAGAGGCUCGACAGCAAGAGGAAAACUUCACAAUGCCAUCCGCCACAUUAUCACUGGAGAAUAUACUGUAGAUUUAUAAAAGGCCCCGGUGUCAAGUUUUGUCUGUGUUUUGUAAAGGGAGCCGAGUGACAGGUUCAUAUUACAAAGUUGAUAAUGUGUUUACAUCUACUUCGCAGCCACCUCUUUGUUGUAGCUACAGUCAUAGGUCUCUUUAUCGCUUUCUCUGUCAUUCUAAGUGUAAGUUGUUCACUCUCUUAAGUCAAUAAAAGUUAUUUAUUCUCUGUA
Micropterus salmoides (largemouth bass) is the source of this 4028-nucleotide messenger RNA. RefSeq names its product neuronal acetylcholine receptor subunit alpha-7-like. Gene Ontology annotation, molecular function: transmembrane signaling receptor activity; acetylcholine-gated monoatomic cation-selective channel activity. The transcript is spliced from 9 exons. Gene Ontology annotation, biological process: regulation of membrane potential; nervous system process; monoatomic ion transmembrane transport. Lineage: Eukaryota; Metazoa; Chordata; Actinopteri; Centrarchiformes; Centrarchidae. The record is from RefSeq and is a predicted model, not a curated record. Bases 756 to 2384 code for a protein of 542 amino acids. Gene Ontology annotation, cellular component: postsynaptic membrane; neuron projection; synapse.